UACGCAGGAAGAUAAUUCUUAAUUACACACUUUCCAGAAAUUGGACCCAACCAUUUUUUUUCAGACAUUAUUAUUUCACAGGAUUAGUUGCUCAAUCAUUUGAGCUUCUUAAAGGCUUUGAAAGCCUGUGGUCCUCUUGACUGUCGCCCUUUAUUCUUGAAGCCAUGUGUAGUGGGACUUUAGAAAGUAAGCCACACGCCCAACACCUGUGGUACACCCCUCUGUGAACUAUUUCAGAAAUCGAUUUCUACUGAUUUAUUGCGAAGUAUUUAAAAUACGACAGAAAAGCACUCAAUCCAUUCACACUCUUAAGGUCAGAAUGGGAGGAGUCCAGGCUAAAUCACGAAACAAGAAUUUGCAUUCAAGUGAUGUAGCUUCAGACACUGUUGAUGGUGCAUACGCUGCUUUUGACGAAAUUCCAGAUGACAUUAUACUGGAAGUUUUUCUUCGACUUCCGCUCACUGACCUGAAAUCAUGUUUCAAGGUCUGUAAGAGAUUUGCAGCUCUUCUUGACAUGAGGGGUUUUUGGCUACAGAAAUGUGUACGGGACUUUAAGUUUUCAAAGAAUCUAUUACAUUCCUUGAGUGAAGAAGAAGAUCUCCGAAGGCUGUAUAUAAAGAGACCAUACGAGAGGAACUUGAUAAAAAACUGUGAUGCAUCACAAGAUAUGAAGCACUGGAAGGUGACAAAGUCAGGGGGAGAUGGUUGGCAGGUAGAAAAAGAACCUAUAGGCUCUCAUCCAUUGUCCCAAUUUACUCGCACAGAUGGUCCAGUUGGGUGCUGGGCCACCUCAUAUGGGUGCUGCCAUAAAUACCAGAUUAUAGAUUUACUUGAAGUAGGCUGCAGUGAACAUGUCCUUGACGCUGUGAGGCCCAGCAUUCGAGUAUCAGAGUGGUAUGCAGCAAGGUUUGAUUGCGCAGCCAAAUAUGUUCUGAAAGUAGCAUUGCUUAAAGACAAUAAGAAGGAGUUGUUUUGGAAGCAGAGAAUAUCAGAAAACUGCUUAUAUGUUGCCAAAGAAAUUCUUUCAGCAGGUCGAGACUGGUUCAAAGCUGAGCACGUGUUUAAAGACUACCCAGCAGGUGUGCGGUACAUUGGCUUCUUUCACAAGGGGAAGGACAUGCAGUUCUGGAAAGGACACUUUGGGGCCAAGUUCACCCUUGGCUCAGUUGUCAUUGACUUCAGUCAUACAGCAUUUACAGAAUGAAAGAACGUGAUACUCAGUCCAACACUCACACGUCUUCAUAAAUGUAUAUAUACAUAUUAAUUCUAGCUUUAAACUUACUUAUUAAGACAUAUUUGAGCUCAGCAGUGCAAUACACAGGGUUUGUUCAAACAUGUGUUUGAGCCUUUUUUUCCAGUUGUGCAUUUAGCCCCUUUGUUUUUGAUAUUAUGUAACUCUUUAAAGAGGUCCUCUACUAAGAUUAUUAAAUGAUGUCUCUGUAUUGCAAAAAUGUCUGGUAAAUGUUUUUUUUUCAUACUAUAUGGCUCAUAAGAUAUAUAUUUGGACUUUGGUGUCUCACUGUUUUCAUGAAAAACAAUUAAGUGAACAACUGUCACAAUAUGUACAUAGAUGUUAAAUAAAAACUAAACAACUUUGAGGUGAGCGAUAUUAUAAAAUAUAGUGCAGUGUUUAUUAUAGAUAUUUUCAGUCUAGUAACUGAUACAGAGGUGCUUAAAUGUGAUAUGGUUAUAAUAUCACCUGAUAGUAUAACAUAGAUUUCAGUAUGAAUAUUUGGUGUAUAAGACCCACACAUGAUAUAUUUGGUAUCUAACUUUUGUUUAUAUUAUCCCAUAGCAGUUAAAACUGGCCACAAGCUAGAAUCAGGUUUUUUUUAAAUGCUAUAAAAUAUAUAAUUUUGUUAAAUAUAGCGCAAUAUGUAAUAUAAGUAUUUGUUAUUUAGUAAAUUAAAGAGUGUUUCUCAAAUGUGUUAAUGUUAUACUUUUCCUCAUAGUAUAAAAUAGAGUGACUGUGAAUAUGUGAUGUAAACUUUCCCAUUGUUAAGCACAAAAUGAUGUCUUUUCUGAAAUCCUCUUCGUCAUGUAAACUUGUAUCCAUGGGAUAAAACUGUAAAAUAUAUUGAUGUUGAACACCUUGAAAUAUGUGAUGAUUAAUACAGUCAUAACACUCACAUAUUUUAUGGAACGUUAAAUUUUGUCUGGUCUAGAGACCCUUUUUAGCUCACCUGAGCACAAUGUGCUCAUGGUGAGCUUUUGUGAUCGCUUUUUGUCCGUCUUGCGUGAUGCGCCAUCAACAUUUGCCUUGUUAACUCGCCACAUAUAUUGUCCAAUCUUCAUGAAAUUUGGUCAGAAGAUUGGUCUCAAUUAUCUCUUGGAUGAGUUCGAAAAUGGUAACGUUUGCUUGAAAAACAUGGCUGCCAAGUGGGGGGGCAUUUUUCCUAAUAUGGCUAUAUAUGGCUAUAGUAAAAUCUUGUUAACACUCUAGAGGCUACAUUUAUUGUCUGAUCUUCAUGAAACUUGGUCAGAAGAUUCACCCCAAUAAUAUCUUGGACGAGUUCGAAAAUGAUGCCUGUUGGUUGAAAAACAUGGCCGCCAGGGGGCAGGGCAUUUUUCCUAAUAUGGCUAUAGUAAAACCUUGUUAACACUCUAGAGGCCACAUUUAUUUUCCGAUUUUCAUGAAACUUGGUCAGAAGAUUUGUCCCAUUGAUAUCUUGGAUGAGUGUAGAAAUGGUAACCUUUGCUUGAAAAACAUGGCUACCAAGGGGCGGGGCAUUUUUCCUUAUAUGGCUAUAUAUGGCUAUAGUAAAAUCUUGUUAACACUCUAGAGGCCACAUUUAUUGUCCAAUCUUCAUGAAACUUGGUCAGAAGAUUCAUCCCAACAAUAUCUUGGACGAGUUUAAAAAUGAUGCACUUUGGUUGAAAAACAUGGCCGCUAGGGGGCGGGGCAUUUUUCCUUAUAUGGCAAUAGUUAAACCUUGUUAACACUCUAGAGGCAACAUUUAUUGUCCAAUCUUCAUGAAAUAUGGUCAGAAGAUUUGUCUUAUCGAUAUCAUGGAUGAGUUAGAAAAUGGUUACGUUUGCUUGAAAAACAUGGCUGCCAAGGGGCGGGGCAUUUUUCCUUAUAUGGCUAUAGUAAAAUCUUGUUAACACUCUAGAGGCCACAUUAAUUGUCCAAUCCUCAUGAAACUUGGUCAGAAGAUUCAUCCCAAUAAUUUAUUGGAUGAGUUCAGAAAUGAUGCACUUUGGUCUAAAAACAUGGCCGCCAGGGGGCGGGGCAUUUUUCCUGAUAUUGCUAUAGUUAAACCUUGUUUACACUCUAGAGGCCAUAUUUAUUGUCCAAUCUUCAUGAAAUGUGGUCAGAAGAUUUGAUAUCAUGCAUGAGUUCGAAAAUGGUUAUGUUUGCUUGAAAAACAUGGCUGCCAAGGGGCGGGGCAUUUUUCCUUACAUGGCUUUAUAUGGCUAAUGUAAAAUCUUGUUUACACUCUAGAGGCCACAUUUAAAGUCCGAUCUUCAUGAAACUUGGUCAGAAGAUUCAUCCCAAUAAUAUCUUGGACAAGUUCAAAAAUGAUGUCGGUUGGUUGAAAAACAUGGCCACCUUGGGGGCGGGGCAUUUUUCCUUAUUUGGCUAUAGUAAAACUUUGUUAGCACUCCAUAGGUCACAUUUAUUUUCCGAUCAUCAUGAAACUUGGUCAGAAGAUUUGUCCCAAUGAUAUCUUGGAUGAGUUCGAAAAAUUAUUUUGGCUGCUUUAAAUACAUGGCCACCAGGGGCGGGGCAUUUUUCCUAAUAUGGCUAUAUAUGGCUUUACUAAAACCUUUUUAACACUCUAGAGGCCACAUUUAUUAUCCAAUCUUCAUGAAAUUUGGUCAGAAGAUUUGUCUCAAUGCUAUUUUGGAUGAGUUUGAAAAUAAUUAUGUUUGCUUGAAAAACAUGGCUUUCAAGGGACGGGGCAUUUUUCCUUAUAUGGCUUUAUUAAAAUCUUGUUAACACUCUAGAGGCCACAUUUACUGUCUGAUCUUCAUGAAACUAGGUCAGAAGAUUCAUCCCGAUAAUAUCUUGGAAGAGUUAAAAUGAUGCCGGUUGGUUGAAAAACAUGGCUGCAAGGGCGGGGCAUUUUUCCUUAUAUGGCUAUAGUAAAACCUUGUUUACACUAUAGAGGCCACAUUUAUUUUCCGACCUUCAUGAAACUUGGUCAGAAGAUUUGCCCCAAUAAUAUCGUGUUGUCUCAGGUGAGCGACUUUGGGCCUUUCAGGCCCUCUUGUUCAUGAAAUAGUAUUUCUUGUUAUUGGCAUAUGGUGCUUUCUUUAAGAUGCCUCCUCUAUGUAUGACAAUUAAAAAAAAUAAGUACAAUCAAAUUAACACAGUACCAAAAUGCUGAAAUAUUAGUGAUUUAAAAAAAAUAUUUUUCAGUAUUUCUAACAGUAAGCACUAUUUUUCAGAAUUAAACACAUAAUCAGUACAAUAUUUUGUUAAAAAUAUUUCAGGUUUAAAUAAACUCCAGCGACAUACAUUUUUUAUUACAGUUUAAUAAUGAUAUUACAAAAACUUGAAAUAUCUUAGUUGGGUCAUAUUAUAUGUAUUACAGGAUGGAUAUUUAAGUUGUACUUAUGUUAGAACUCGUAAAGCUUCAAUAUGUUUAUAUCUACCAAGGCUGUUUCAAUAAGGAAAUAACAAUAUAUUGUGCUAUGCAUUGAAAGUUGGAAAACAAAUAUUGCUUUCUAUUGAAAUAAAUAAAAUGGUGUUUGUAAUCAGUUUACAUUGUGUCAAUGCCAAGAUUAUUAAAACCAAGAUUGUUAAAUAAAACAUAAUAUGUAAUAGUUCGAAAUUAAAAUUCUUUGUUCAAAUAACUCAGUAUUUAUGUUAUAUUGUAAGUUAUAUUAGCCUACUUUAGGCAACACUUAUAUGUGAAAAUGGGUUAUCUUUGGGAGUAAUAAUAAAAUCCUUCAGUAUCAAAUAUGUAACCAUAUAUUUCCGUACCUGAAAAGCAUAAUGCACUACAUUAGAUCUAUAGAAAAUCCAUCUUUCAAUACCAUAAAAUAUUGUUCAGCUAGAGUAUUUACAUGUUCAUGCUGAUAUGUUCACAGUUAACGUUAACUCUGAAAUAAUGUGUGCGUAUUCAUUCAUUGAGAGAGUUUGGGAUUGAAACUAUGAAUCCUAAUAAUAUUUAUCCAACACGAAAUUUUCUGUAUACAUGUAUACAACUGUCAAUUCAUUGUGUUUUCCUUUGAGAUUUGUCUUGUUAUUUCUACACUGUUGGUCAUUUUGUAUAAUCUUUAUAUUACAAGAAUAGGACAUGUAUAUCUUUCGAUUCAUUACUUAGUGUUACAAGUUGUGCAAUCAUAUUUCUAUUUGUUAUUUUGUAUUAAAAACUACCUGUA
Messenger RNA from Dreissena polymorpha, 5334 nucleotides. Its product is annotated as F-box only protein 6-like. Gene Ontology annotation, molecular function: ubiquitin protein ligase activity; protein binding. Lineage: Eukaryota; Metazoa; Mollusca; Bivalvia; Myida; Dreissenidae. The coding region runs from base 320 to 1204 and encodes 294 amino acids. The record is from RefSeq and is a predicted model, not a curated record. Gene Ontology annotation, cellular component: SCF ubiquitin ligase complex; cytoplasm. Gene Ontology annotation, biological process: glycoprotein catabolic process; SCF-dependent proteasomal ubiquitin-dependent protein catabolic process. The transcript is spliced from 6 exons.